AAAGUCCAAGUCUCAAGUCCAUUGUGCAGGUUCUCCUACUCCUCCUGCUUCUUCCUCCUUUGAAUUCUCUCACGUUUUCGCUUACUUCUUCGUCCUCUUUAUUCUCUGACAUUCUCAUCCCCAGAAUCAAAAGCUAAAUCCAUCUCCUCCUCUUCUUUCUCCUCCUCCUUGCAUUCAAAAAUUCACAGAGCUUCAAAAGUUUGGACUUCUAUGGUUUUCUUCUCGAGAACCCACAAAUUCGAGUGAUUUUCCUUCGGGGGUUUUUAUUAUUCGGUUCGUUUGCAAACUUCCCGGUGGCUUUAAUUUGCAGCCUCCAAAAGGAGCUUCUUGAAUUGCCAGAACAUAAAGGGUAAGCCAGAAUCAUGGGUGACUCAUUAGUGUCUAAUGACAAAUUGGGCGAAUCUCCCGCAGUUGAAGUGACGGGAAAAAUCAUGGUGCUGGCUAUAAUAAUCCUCUUCAUGGUGGUGAUUUUUGUUCUGUUUCUCCAUCUCUACGCCAAAUGGUUCUGGUGGAGCAUAGAAGAAACCACUCCUCCACCGCCUCGUCGGCGCCGUCGGCGCCGCUUUGUCUUCGCCCCUGGGCAAGAUCCGGCGAUUUACGGCGGCCAGAGAAGUGGACUCGAUCCGUCAGUGCUUUUGUCCUUGCCAGUAUUAGUGUACCAACCUGAAAAUUUUAAAGAUGGUUUGGAAUGUGCUGUUUGCCUCUCUGAGCUUGUGGAAGGAGAAAAAGCGAGGCUUUUACCCAAAUGCAAUCAUGGUUUUCAUGUGGAUUGUAUAGAUAUGUGGUUUCAAUCACAUUCUACCUGUCCACUUUGUAGAAACCCAGUUGCUUCUGAACCCUCUAAAUGCAAUAGCAGUUCAAGUGUUCGAGAAAAUUCAGCAGAGAAUAUUGGUAGCCAAUCACAAGCAGCGGAAAAUUUUCAAAAUUCAGCUUUAGCUGCUAUGGGUGGUUCUGAGUCUCCAAAUUUUCCAACUAAUGUGUUGGUUUGGGGGAACCAGACUCAAGUUAGCUCUAUUAAUACAUCUUCGGAAGAAGAGGGUCCUUCCUCUUCUUCCACUACAGCCAGCAGUAGCAGUAACAAUAGACGCCAUGAAAUGAUGGUGAUUGAUAUACCGAGUGAGACCAAUUCUUCAUCUUUGUCUCCUUCUGCCAGCAGGUUUGCUGAAGAUGAGCUGAAAUCACCAAUGACCACAAGACUGAGGUCACUGAAGAGGCUUUUAAGCAGAGACAAAAGGUUAGGUCCUUGUAAUCCUGGUCCUGGCUCUAUAGAUGUGGAACAGGCAGGAAGAGGACAGAGCUAGUUAUUUGUAUGAGAAAAUAUGUCUGUAUAUUUCUUCUUCUUCUUCAAUAGAUCUGCUCACAUAUAUUGAGGCAGCCAUUUGCAAAAUAUAGGAUAGACUCAAUAGGAAGAAGGACGAACUAAUCUCUGAAAGGUGACUGUCCUUGAGAGGUUGGGUUCCUCCGGCUGUUUCCGAGAGACAGCUCUUGUUAUAACAUGCCAUUAUCCAUCUAAUCCAUGGCGAAGAUAAAUUCUCAGAUGGUAAAUUGUUAUGUGAAUCAUGAAUGGUUGGAAUUUGGAUGCUUGAAAAGUGAAUGAUAGUAAUUUAGUUUCUUCAGUAA
Neltuma alba is the source of this 1620-nucleotide messenger RNA. RefSeq names its product RING-H2 finger protein ATL3-like. Bases 363 to 1301 code for a protein of 312 amino acids. Gene Ontology annotation, biological process: protein ubiquitination. NCBI's taxonomy places the organism in Eukaryota, Viridiplantae, Streptophyta, Magnoliopsida, Fabales, Fabaceae. Gene Ontology annotation, molecular function: transferase activity. The record is from RefSeq and is a predicted model, not a curated record. The transcript has a single exon.